Trichoderma harzianum CBS 226.95 is the source of this 1260-nucleotide messenger RNA. RefSeq lists its product as hypothetical. The record is from RefSeq and is a predicted model, not a curated record. Gene Ontology annotation, molecular function: acireductone dioxygenase [iron(II)-requiring] activity. The transcript is spliced from 4 exons. NCBI's taxonomy places the organism in Eukaryota, Fungi, Ascomycota, Sordariomycetes, Hypocreales, Hypocreaceae. The coding region runs from base 1 to 1260 and encodes 419 amino acids.
AUGAAGGCCUACAUGUACGACAACCUGCCGGGCGACCAGCGUCUGCCUCACGAUUCCGGCCGUGAGGUGACUGCGGAUGCGCUGGCCAACCUGGGCGUGCUGUACCACCACCUGCCCGCGACCAGCGAGGUGGACGUCCUGGCUGCCAACCGCGGCUACAAGAACCGCGACGAGAUUGUCGUGUCGCCGGAGAAGAUGGGCGACGUGUACGAGGACAAGGUCAAGAUGUUCUUCAACGAGCACCUGCACGAGGACGAGGAGAUUCGCUACAUCCGCGGCGGCCAGGGCUACUUUGACGUGCGCAACCAGGGCGACGAGUGGGUGCGCAUUCAGCUGGAAAAGGACGACCUCAUCAUCCUUCCCGCGGGCAUCUUUCACCGGUUUACUACUGAUGAGUCCAACAUCUUUGGCGGCACCGGUCACAUGGGCCGGUCGCUGGUCAAAUCCGCCCUCUCGCACGGCGAUCUCGUCUGCUCCGUCGGCCGCGUCUUCGAGUCGCGGCCCGAGGACAUGCAGGGCAUCCACGAGAACUGCCUGGGCCUGCUGUGCGACGUGCGCUCGCGCGAGUCCGUCAACCGCGUCUUCCGGCAGGUCAUGGACCGCUUCGGCCGCGUCGACGUCGUGGCCAACUGCUCGGGCUACGGCGUCAUCGGCGCCUGCGAGGACCAGGACGAGCACGACCUGCGCAACCAGUUUGAGACAAACUUCAUGGGCACGCUGCACAUCAUCCACGCCACGCUGCCCUACUUCCGUCGCCAGCAGGCCGGCCGCUACCUCAUCUUCAGCUCAACGUCCGGCGCCCUGGGAGUCCCCGGAUUAGGGCCCUAUUGCGCCUCCAAGUAUGCCGUCGAGGGCCUCAUCGAGGCGCUGCUGUACGAGACGGACGCCUUCCACGUCAAGGCGACGCUGAUCGAGCCCGGCCUGGUGCGCCGCGACGAGCCCGACUCGGACACCAACCCGCUGCCGACCUGGGGCCAUUUCUUCAUCAAGCCGCCCAGCGAGCAUUAUUCGACCUCGACAUCGCCGGCCCUCCACGCAAAGCGCAUGGUGCAGUGGCUGGGCGAUCGCCAGCCCACCAGCGCCGUCAAAUGUGCUGAAUUGGUCUGGCAGCUGGGCCACUGCUCAUAUCCGCCAUUGCGGCUGCUGCUGGGCAGCUACGCCAUUGAGAGUAUUAGAGACCGCAUGCGAUCCAUUACCGAGGAGCUCGAGGACUGGAAGCACCUCAAUUUUGCGACGCUGGGUGAAGGCGCAAGUUUAUGA